This is a messenger RNA of Scheffersomyces amazonensis, 289 nucleotides long. RefSeq names its product F1F0 ATP synthase subunit k (gene ATP19). Gene Ontology annotation, biological process: proton motive force-driven ATP synthesis. The coding region runs from base 104 to 289 and encodes 61 amino acids. Lineage: Eukaryota; Fungi; Ascomycota; Pichiomycetes; Serinales; Debaryomycetaceae. The transcript is spliced from 2 exons. The record is from RefSeq and is a predicted model, not a curated record.
CCGAAAAUAUUGCAGAGAAAAAAUUAAGUAUGGUGAAAAAUUAAGAAAUCGUUGGAGAAUUUGAUCAACUAUAACUAUUCCUAUAAUAUAACUAAGAAUAAACAUGGGUAGAACCUAUCAACCACAUCAAUUAGCUCUUGCUACUUUAGGAGCUGUUGUUUUUGUUCUUUUACCAAAGCCAUGGGCUCCAGCUCCACCAAAGCAUCCAUCUAUUAAUGCUAGUUCUCCAGAAGAAGAAAAGUUCGUUAAAGAAUGGUUAGCUAAGAAUUCUCCAGCUGAAGAACACUAG